Molecule: messenger RNA, 441 nt
Organism: Rotaria sp. Silwood2
Lineage: Eukaryota; Metazoa; Rotifera; Eurotatoria; Philodinida; Philodinidae
Source: the annotation of a GenBank genome assembly
AUGAUUUUUGCUAUUGUGGAAAAUACAGUUAUUUCUUCAACGUUACCGAAUGACACCAAUGCACUGUAUCUCGUUGUAUCCUCUGCAGAUUGCACAGAAAGAAGUUUUUGUACGGAAGCAUGUGGUUGGCAUAAUUACCAGCUUCCGGGUAACCUGAAAUAUUCAUGGGUAGGAAAUCCCGAAUACUUCUGUCCAAGCGCUUGCUCUGCACAAAGUGUUUCACGGGAUGGUAAUCUAGGAGUAGAUGCAAUGGUUAGUGUUAUUGCUUAUGAAGCCACUGAAGCGGUUUCAGAUCCAUCUUUGAAUGCUUGGCUUGACUCUGAUGGUGAGGAAAAGGUUGAUAAAUGUACAUGGACAUUUGGGAACGUAAUGCAAGCAUCCCAUGGUGCAGAUUACAACAUUCUUCUAAACGGACUUAAUUACUUGGUUCAGCAAAAUUGA